This is a messenger RNA of Fusarium oxysporum Fo47, 2900 nucleotides long. RefSeq lists its product as uncharacterized. The coding region runs from base 1 to 2793 and encodes 930 amino acids. NCBI's taxonomy places the organism in Eukaryota, Fungi, Ascomycota, Sordariomycetes, Hypocreales, Nectriaceae. The record is from RefSeq and is a predicted model, not a curated record. The transcript has 5 exons.
AUGACUUCCCCCUCAGAAUUACCUGCUUGGUACUAUCGCGUUUCUGAGGCAGUUAAAAAGAGAAAUGGCGUUAUACUCUGGGACUUUGAUGAAGAUAUCUCCGACCUUGAUGAAACCAGCCCAGACGAAACCAUAGCGUACAAUGGACCUGAUGCUGCAAAUUACCAUUACUUGAGAGAGAAGCGGGAGGAACGCAAAAGAGAGCUUUUCCAGCGCAAAGAGAUUAUCAGAAAGCGUAAGGAGGAUGCAAGAGAGGAGGAGAAAAAUAAGGUCGAACAAGUGCGGGCAGCAUAUGAAGCUUUUGAGAUUUCCGUGUCCAGAAGCGAAUCAACUCAACUAGGACCUAUCGACAGCCAGUUCGAUCUUUACUGUAUGGACUACUUUGACUGUUUUUAUGAUCCCAGUCCGCAUGGCUACCAGAGGAGAUACGUCAGGUUCGAAUACGGAGAUAGAGGCGAGGUGCACAGCGAUGAUCUUACCGGCCGGUUCUGGCUCAAUCCGAAGGUCGACUUUGAACUUGUCCCAUUCAAAGCCCCGGAAUGUUCAAACCUUAAACAUCAUGAGAUCUACACCACCGAUGGCAGAUUCUCUAUGAUUCUGCAAUUCAUUGGCAAAGAUCACUUGAUCCUCAGAGCAAGCCGAGAUCUUGUCUUCUGGGGCACUCCGCAGAAUUCACGAGGCCCUGAAACGUUCAUAUUCAUGGGUGUUCGCAAUGAUUGGGGGAAGCAACUUCAGGCGUUUGCAAGAAUGUUGCACCCCGCUCUUGCACCGCCCACGACAUUUCUCUCGGUGCAAGACGGAACCCUCUGUGAAUUUUGUCGCGAUGACGAGCUCAUUCAGCCAAUCCGAACCAGAGCUCUCUCAGAUCUCAUUCAAUCCUCGCGUUACUGCGAACUUUGUGUAAGGUGGCUUAGGGUCCUAGAGCAUUCUCGUCAAAACCUGAAUGUUCGAGGCCAAGUUGCCGCACUGAGACAGCGUCCCUUAGAGCAAGACGUCGAUGAUGUGACGCUUAUGUUUCUGAGUUCUCCAGAACGGCCAAAGGUUGCAUGGCCGCACAUUGGACAUGUGUGGGCGGCUCUCGAUACGAUCGAUAUCGAUGAUGCGGAAGACAUUAACCUGAAGCCGUUGCCUGGAUCGGAUCAGGGCGAGACUACUUGGAAAUCAGUCAGAGAAUGGCUUGAUCGAUGCGACAAACAUCAUAAAGAUUGCAAACAUAAGAAGACAUCCGCCUGGAAGCCAACUCGACUGAUGUACGUCUGUAAUACACAGGCUGCGCUUCAAGUCCGCCUAGUCGAGAGUCAGGAUAUACCUGACGGCGCUGAGUAUCUGACCCUGAGCCAUUGUCAGAGUGCAGGAAGCACUCUUCAGCUUACUCGCAGCAACAUCGAAGGCUUCAAGUCCUCAAUUCCCGUUGAUGAGCUCUCCCGCGUCUUCAUCGAUGCAUGUAACACUGCCAAAAGGCUGAGUCACGAAUAUCUCUGGAUCGACGCACUCUGUAUAAUCCAAGACGACCCUGCAGAUUGGCAACAUGAAGUUGGUUGUAUGGCUUCCACCUACGGGAACUCAUGGCUCAAUGUCUCAGCUGACGGACAUGAUGAGGCUGGCCACGGGCUCUUCUGUCCUUCUGACAAACGAGCCGGCCGCCCAUGGUACCCAGUAUACAUACAUAGUGAAUGGGGCGAUGGAUUUCCUAGUAAUUAUUGCAUAUCCGAGUAUCACAACUGGUGGGAGCGCAUCUCAGACUCGGAGUUGAAUCGAGGAGUCUGGGCUCUCCAGGAGCGUGUUUUAUCGCCAAGGUUUGUUCUCGACGCACGAAAUAGAAAUCUCUCUUGUCUAACUCCUGAGAAUGCUUUUCGGAACUGGAAUCAAGUAGUUCAAGCUUACUCCCAGGGACAGCUCACGGUUGCGACAGACAAACUUAUUGCACUAUCAGGCCUUAUUGAUGUGCUCUACCCCGUCUUUCAGCAUAUGGUGGAGUCAGAAGAUCAAGUCGAAGAUGGCCAUGGAAGGCACGGUACACAAACUCAGGUGGAUUCAUCCUGUCAUAGAUCGCCAGGGCUUUUCCUCGCUGGACUAUGGCGGCCAUAUGUCGAGAGACAGUUGGUAUGGCGAGCAAUGCCACACAAAUAUUUAUUCGAAUAUGAUGGAAACUCAGCUUCUGCACCUGGGAAACGUUACGACGAGUACAUUGCUCCAACAUGGUCUUGGUGUUCUGUCAAGGAUGCUGUCAUCGAACCGCAGGAAGCGAGUUCGGUGGAUAUUUACUUCACCAAAGUCAUCGAUACAAAUAUCGUCCCUCACGGGAAGCUAAAUCAAGCAACACCUUCGAGUGGCUUGAGGUACUGCUCCUCCCCUGGUUCGUUUCUCCGUCUGCGGUGUUCUUACCUACCCAUCGUCAAAUUGGGGCCGGUGAGCGGCAUGAAACUUAUGGACUUUAGAGCCGCGACUCAUGAGAGAGGCCGGAGUGAUGAAGCAAUCUAUGUUCAAAGUAAACACUACUGGGAUGUGGAGUUUAGUCAAGAGGCUAUAAACUGCAAGUCGCCCAUUGCGGUUCCCGUCUUUGCAAACAUGUCGUACUUCACCAGCCCUGUACAUUGCCUCGUCCUAGACGAAAGGCAGGGUGAGAAUGGGAACCGAUGGUAUAUACGAGUUGGAGCUUUCGUGAUCACUCAUCCUGAGGAUGUGCAGAGAUUUGGAAGGGGAUUGAGGACUUUGAUCAGCGAACUGGAGAGGAUCAAGUCUACGUAUAUGAAGACGGCUGAGGUUUUGCAGCGGGUUGUUGAGAUCAGGUAGCAUUGCUUCUGCUCAACUCAUGAUGCUAAAGCGAACGUCGAAGGGCUCUGAAUGUACACUGCAGGGUUAAGUACGUCCAGAAGGUAACAGAACAACAGAUAAUUUAC